GAAUGUUUCGUUUCUAUCAAUAAUAGGAACAAUUUGCUUUAAGUUCACUUUUUCUCUACGUCUCGUGGGGAAGGAUUUUGCUGCUCUUUAUUUGAAGAUAAAUUUAAUGCAAAUUAUAAUUUAUUUUUAAAUAAAAAUCAGUGCAAAUCACAACAGCAGCUAUUUUCAAAAUAAAAAUUCAUCUAUAAAAAACAAAAAAACAAUAAAAUAAAAUGGAUAACAUUCAGGGAAAUGAGCAUCAACCACAACAACGUUCCGGAUUUGCACCGCGACGACAAUAUGAUGAUCUUGGACCGUCGGUGCUUACCGGUUUGGAUAACAUAACAAAUGGUCAUAUGCAAACUCCAAAAAUCGAGCUGGCAUCGAGACCCAUGAAAUCUAAAAAGGAUAAAAUAGCAGAUUUAACUGCUGCAACCAGCAAAUUAGCUAUAGAGGAGUUAAGAUUGACCGAUAGCAACGGACUCGCUAUGAAAACACCGGUUUCCAUUUUACAAGAGCUCUUGAGUCGCCGUGGAAUAACUCCCAACUAUGAGUUGGUACAAAUCGAGGGUGCCAUUCACGAACCCACAUUUCGUUAUCGUGUCGCUUUUAAUGACAAGGAUGUGCCCUUCACAGCAAUGGGCGCGGGACGCUCUAAGAAAGAGGCUAAACAUUCAGCUGCACGUGCACUAAUCGAUAAGUUAACUGGAGUACAGUUGCCCGAUGCAAACCAAUCAUGUGCUGGAGUUGGAAUUGCUACAGUAAUUGGUGGUAUUACAGCUACAAAUGUAGCCAACGAAGCCAAUGCAAAUGCAGUUGGAAGUGGCGACGGAGCCGACAAAAUUGUGGGAAAUCCUAUAGGUUGGUUACAGGAGAUGUGUAUGUCGCGUCGCUGGCCACCACCAACUUAUGAAACCGAAACUGAGGUCGGUUUACCACACGAACGGCUUUUUACAAUCGCCUGUUCAAUUCUUAACUAUCGUGAAGUUGGAAAGGGCAAAAGUAAGAAAAUCGCCAAACGUCUAGCAGCACAUAAAAUGUGGACUCGCUUGCAAGAAAAUCCACUGGACAACAAUCAGAUAUCGGAGGCAAUGCGUAACGAUCUCGACGGUGAUAAUCGUAACUGUUCUAGCUAUUAUGGUGAUUUGAAAGAUAUCACUGUGCCUACAUUAACGAGCCAGCAUAGUAAUAAGGUCUCACAGUUCCACAAAACACUUAAAAAUGCUACCGGAAAAAAAUUAUUGAAGUUGCAGAAAACGUGUCUAAAAGGUCCCAAAAUUGAUUAUGUCAAGUUAUUGUCGGAGAUUGCCAAUGAGAAUCAGUUUGAAGUUACUUAUGUUGAUAUAGAGGAGAAGACCUUUACAGACCAAUGUCAAUGUUUGGUUCAGCUUUCCACUUUGCCGGUCGGUGUAUGUCAUGGUUCUGGACCAACAGCAGCUGAUGCACAGAAGCAGGCUGCGCAAAACGCAUUGGAAUACUUAAAAAUUAUGACAAAGAAAUAAAUUUGAUUGAUAAAGUAAUAACAUUUGGCAGUUGUAAAAGAUAUACAAUCUUAUAAUGAAAAAUCAAAUAUAAGAUGGUAGUGCUAACAAACAUUUGAUGUCCAGUGUCUACAAAGGUGAAAUUUUUAAGUGUAUUUCUGCUUAAGGACGGGAGGCUAACAGCAUUGUUUAAAAAAAGGAAGAAGAAUUGGAAAUUUUCAAUGUUUUAAUUUCAAACUAAAUAUUUAAUUGUAAAAUUAUUUUUAGAAAUAGUCUUUGUUUUCCAUCGAAAGACAAUUUUCUUAAUUAUAAAUAAAGCUAAAAUUGUAUAAUUAAACAUUUUGUUGGAUGAGGUAUUAAAAAAUAAAAAUUAUAAUUUCAUUGCAUUGUUAUCAAACCGAAUUAUAAGUUUUUAAUAUACUAAAUCCAAUCAUUAAAUACAAUAACAAUAUUAUACAAAAAAGAAAACAAAACAACACAAAAGUGAAAACUAAAGGGUUAAAAAAUUAUAUAUGUAUGUAUGUAUAUAAUUAAAAAAAUACACAAUGUUUGUCAGAAGCUGGUUAAGGAUAUGACAUAUGAACAUGAGCAAGACAUGGCCCAUAAUAAAUCGCACUCACUUUAAAAAAAACACAUUUUUUUAUUAUAUAUAUAUGUGUUCGUAAAGAACUGUUCGAAAUCUGCAAACUAUAUACAAAUUACAUAUAUAUACAAGAUCACGAUAUGGACACAAUAAGAAUUAGUUUUAAUAUUUAUUGAAGAAAAAUUGAAUAAAUUACAAUUUCAGAUAAUAUA
This is a messenger RNA of Zeugodacus cucurbitae (melon fly), 2255 nucleotides long. RefSeq names its product interferon-inducible double-stranded RNA-dependent protein kinase activator A homolog (gene loqs). NCBI's taxonomy places the organism in Eukaryota, Metazoa, Arthropoda, Insecta, Diptera, Tephritidae. Bases 213 to 1481 code for a protein of 422 amino acids. The record is from RefSeq and is a predicted model, not a curated record. The transcript is spliced from 6 exons.